Messenger RNA from Carica papaya (papaya), 1395 nucleotides. Lineage: Eukaryota; Viridiplantae; Streptophyta; Magnoliopsida; Brassicales; Caricaceae. The record is from RefSeq and is a predicted model, not a curated record.
AAGCGUUGGGCAUACGGGCUGAAACGACGAAGGGUACAAAUUGAUAAACUCUUCUCGUUCUGGUAUAGAAGACAGAGCUGGCCCUGAAUUGAAUACAGUAGAAGAUGGAAACACAGAGAACGAUAAAGAAGGAAGCUAUUGAGAGCAUAACGGAGAGGCUAUCGUCUAUCGAUGAUCUCUACUUCCCUCGCGCUCUUCAACCUUCCGCUCUCACGCCUUCCCACCGUAAAUCUCUCCUUCUCGACCUGGUCUCCCGCGAUGUCGCUGUUUUUCUUGAACGAUAUGGAUCUCAAUUGACUUCUGAGGAGCUACGGGAAUUCGAUGCACUCAGCGAUGACUAUGAGGUAAAUUGGCACUUGAAGGAUUUGAGGAGGAAGCUAAAUCCGACUUCAGAAGAGUUGCGCUCAAGGACCGUCGUGGUGAGGAACCGGAGACUGGCUUACCUGAACAAACUGAUAUCUGAUGGGCAGUAUUUCUCAGAGGACGCCAUGAGGGAGCGAGAGCCGUAUUUGCAUCAUGAGUAUGUUGGAAAAUUUCAGGAUCCUAGUGGCAGGUGCAUGGCGAGGCCAGGGGAGCGUUGGUCAGAGACUUUGAUGAGGAGGUCGGAAGAAGCAUGUUUGGUUGCAAAGAUUAGGGAAGAGCAGCAGCGGUUUGGUGUCGCCCAGAGGGAUUGGAUUGGUAAUGACAAACCUAAAGAGGAGGAAGAAGAAACGGAAGAGGAGGAGGAGGAGGAGGAGGAGGAGGCCUUGAGUGAUACUAAGGCAGCCAAUGGUGCCCGGUUGACAACAGAGGAGAACACCAAGGGACACGCUUUAUCAACUGAAGAUAGGCAAGACAUGAUGGAACAGUUCACAUAUAUCAUGCAACAGAAGGUUCUCUCAGGAGAAGACUAUCAACAUUUAGAUUAUUCAAAAAUAGACAAUGAUGAGACCCUUGAUGAUCAUUGGAUAAGAGAAGUCAACCGUGAUGCUGAGGAUAAGUAUUUCGCUGAAGAUUGAUGAUGCCAACUGUUUUGCUCUCUGUUUGCGAGGAAUCAUCUGCUUGUAUAACUACAGAUCCCAUCUUUUAAUGUGGAAAUGAUAUUGGAAGUAGCAGUUUGUUUCACCGGCCUUCUGAUUGCAUCUUGUUGUUGGCUGAUUUCUGAUGCCUGUUCCAACUUGGUUAGCAGUAAGAAGGUGAAGAAUCUUUUACAGGAGCCUUGAUGGAAGAGGAUUCACCAGAUGGCUCCAACAUAGUCCACCAGGUAUGGAAUCUGCUUUUAUAAUCUUGUCAUCUACAAGAGAGUUAUGCAUUUAUGCUGUUGUGCCUAGUAUGGUUUCCAACUGUGUAACUUAAAGUUAGGUAAAAGCUUAAUGAGAAGGCUCUUUGGCGUACAGUCUUGCCAUGUUCAGUUCA